UGUGUUUGUCCGUGUCCUUCUUCCUUUACUCCCUGCCAGACCAGUGAGGUGUAUCGACAUUCACUCCAGGUGUGUGACGUUAAAGCAAAAUGGUUCAGAAGUCUGUGGUAGUGGGUCUGCUGGUUCUACUGGUGGCGGCAGUGGGCACAUUCGUGGGAGUCUUCUUUGGCGUGAGUAGGAGAAGUCCCCCCCAGGAGGGCUACUUCACCAGGGCUGCAGUGGCAGCAGAUGCAGGACCAUGUUCGGAAAUUGGAAGGGACAUGUUGAAGAAGGGAGGGUCAGCGGUGGACGCGGCGAUUGCUGGUCUUCUCUGUGUUGGUCUCAUGAACGCUCACAGCACGGGCAUCGGUGGCGGAUUCUUCUUCACCAUCUACGAUGCCAGGACAGGUAAAGUGGAAAUCAUUGAUGCCAGAGAAACGGCCCCUGCCAAUGCGACCGAGGAUAUGUUUGGGAACAGCACAGACCUCGCGCGGAAAGGUGCGCUGUCCGUCGCUGUCCCCGGGGAGAUCAGGGGCUACGAGAUGGCCCACAAACGGCACGGCAAACUACCGUGGAAAGAGCUCUUCCAGCCGAGCAUUCGUCUGGCCAGAGACGGCUUUCCCAUCGGACAGGCCCUGGCCAGAGCCAUUUCCAGUAACAGAGUAACCAUAACCAGCAACGAAACUUUAUGUUCUGUGUUCUGUGACUCCAAUGGUCAAAUCUUGAAGGAAAACGACACCAUCUUCUUCACCAAACUGGCCGACACUUACGAGGCAAUCGCAGAAAAUGGGCCCGAGAUUUUCUACACCGGACGAAUAGCAGAAAACCUCGUGAAGGACAUCAGAGAUCUAGGCGGCAUCAUAACUAUGGAGGAUUUGAGGGACUACAGCGUUCUGGUGGACGAACACCCACUUACUGCCAACAUAGGAGAGUACACGAUGUUUGUUCCCAAUGCGCCAGCCAGUGGUCCAGUUCUCUCGCUCAUACUCAACACUCUGUCUGGAUACAACUUCACAUCUGACAGCGUUUCUACUCUAGACAAAAGGAUCCUGACCUACCACCGCAUAAUCGAGGCCUUCCGCUUCGCCUAUGCUAAGAGGACUGUUUUGGGAGACCCCAGGUUUCUCAACAUCUCCAAUUUCAUCCAGAACAUUACCUCAAUCCAGUACGCCAACAUGAUCCGGCAGAAGAUCACAGACGACACCACCCAGCCGGAGAGCUACUAUGAGCCUCAGUUCUAUCUCCCCGACGACCACGGAACAUCACACCUCUCCGUCGUCGCGGAGGAUGGCAGCGCGGUAGCCGCCACGGCAACAAUUAACCUCUAUUUUGGCUCCAAGGUCAUGUCCCCCUCGACGGGCAUUCUCCUAAACAACGAGAUGGAUGACUUCAGUUCGCCUUUUAUCACCAAUGCCUUUGGGGUGCCUCCCUCUCCCAACAACUUCAUAAGGCCAGGCAAAAGACCAAUGUCCUCCAUGUGUCCUGCCAUUCUUGUGGACAAGGACAAUAAAGUUAAAAUGGUGGCUGGUGGGUCCGGAGGCACAAAAAUUACCACAUCUACAGCGCUGGUCAUUUUAAAAGCUCUGUUCUUUGACUAUGACCUUGAGAGAGCCGUGGGGGAGCCCAGGAUCCACAACCAACUCAGUCCCAAUAUAACCGUGGCAGAGCCCGGCUUUGAUCAGGCACUGUUAGAAGGCUUGGCGAAGAAGAACCAUGAGACCGAAAUGCUGACGUCUGUCGGGGCGGUGGUGCAGGCUGUGAUGCGUGAGGGGGAGAGGCUCCACGCUGUAUCUGAUCACCGGAAAGGGGGCUACGCUGCUGGGUACUGAUCCAGCUGUGACGUGCUGGAGCCCGGUUUUAUGCCAACCAUGACUGAGCGGGCUCUCCGUUUCUCUGGCCUCAGUGCCAGACUAGAACAUCAGGACACUUCUGUAGUAUCUCUGACAACUCCACCAGUGACUUAAUGGCCUUUAGUGGAUCCUAAAGCAGUGAACACAUCCACACCCAACUGGACUGACAUCUGGCAAUUACUGUAUCACAUACAAUUCAAGCAAUAUUGUUUUUUCUCUUUCAAUUGAAAGUAUCCAAGUGUUUGUAAUAUAUCACCCCUUUUUGGCUGUUUAUUGAAACUGGAACGAGGCAGGUCAACCAUUGUUUAAGGUUGCAUUUUGUAUUUUCUUGGGAUAUUUUAGAAAAUAAUGUAUACCUAUUGUGGUUA
This is a messenger RNA of Chanos chanos (milkfish), 2197 nucleotides long. It is a transcript of the gene ggt1b, whose product is annotated as gamma-glutamyltransferase 1b. The coding region runs from base 90 to 1808 and encodes 572 amino acids. The record is from RefSeq and is a predicted model, not a curated record. Lineage: Eukaryota; Metazoa; Chordata; Actinopteri; Gonorynchiformes; Chanidae. Gene Ontology annotation, cellular component: plasma membrane. Gene Ontology annotation, biological process: regulation of inflammatory response; peptide modification; regulation of immune system process. Gene Ontology annotation, molecular function: glutathione gamma-glutamate hydrolase. The transcript has 13 exons.